This is a messenger RNA of Nilaparvata lugens (brown planthopper), 1307 nucleotides long. It is a transcript of the gene Dhpr, whose product is annotated as dihydropteridine reductase. NCBI's taxonomy places the organism in Eukaryota, Metazoa, Arthropoda, Insecta, Hemiptera, Delphacidae. Gene Ontology annotation, biological process: L-phenylalanine catabolic process; tetrahydrobiopterin biosynthetic process. The coding region runs from base 329 to 1042 and encodes 237 amino acids. Gene Ontology annotation, molecular function: 6,7-dihydropteridine reductase activity; NADPH binding; NADH binding. The record is from RefSeq and is a predicted model, not a curated record. Gene Ontology annotation, cellular component: cytoplasm. The transcript is spliced from 6 exons.
UGAUCAGCUGGUAUUGAAAUUUAUAUUCCAGCCUCCAGCCGGUUUUCUGGUCCAUUUAUCAUUUCGGCUGUGAAAGUUCCCCUGCAACUCUUCUUGUUUACCUUGUCUGGAGUCCAGAGUUGACGCCCUACUCUUUCCUGUUCUUUGGUGAAAGGAAAGUAAAAGGAUCAUUUAAAAAUUCUCUUCCGAAUCAACUAGAUAUCCUUCAAUUUGACCUGGAUACCUUGCUGCACUAACUUUCAAUAUUCUAACCAAACUUUCUGCUUGCCAAAAUAAUUUGUAAAAGCCACAGGUGGUUAAUUUUUAUAUUUAAAAGCACUGAAAUAAGAUGUCUUCAUCGUUGGGACGUGUUCUGAUUUAUGGCGGAAAAGGAGCACUUGGUGCCGCUUGUGUGAAACACUUCAAAACUCAAAACUGGUGGGUAGGAUGCAUUGAUAUGAAAGAGAAUGAGCAAGCCGAUGCAAAUAUUGUCGUCCAAGUAGAGGAUGAUUGGCUUCAACAGGAAUCAAAGGUUCUGAGCCAGUUGCAAAGUGUGCUGACUGGAGAUAAGGUGGAUGCAGUCAUUUGCGUCGCUGGAGGCUGGGCUGGUGGCAAUGCUGCCUCCAAAGAAUUUGUGAAGAAUUCGGAUAUGAUGUGGAAACAGAGCGUGUGGAGUUCAGUGAUAGCUGCUUCGAUUGCUUCGAAUUACCUGAAGGAAGGGGGCCUCGUGUCGCUGCCUGGUGCCAAACCCGCUCUUGGACCAACCCCCGGUAUGAUUGGUUACGGCAUGGCAAAAGCGGCCGUACACCAGCUGACUAAGUCGCUGGCGGGGGAGAACAGUGGUCUGCCGGCCAACUCACUGUCAGUGGCCAUCCUGCCCGUCACACUCGACACGCCCAUGAACCGCAAGUGGAUGCCUGACGCCGACAAGUCCACCUGGACUCCACUCGAGUUUGUUGCCGAUUUAUUCUACCGCUGGAGCAAAGGAGAGGAUAGGCCACCCAAUGGAAGUUUGGUGCAUCUGGUCACUAAGAAUAACGUAACUGAUCUGGUUUUUGUAUAAGUUCGUGCAAAACUAAGUAAAAGGCAACACCAUCACAUGCUAAGCCUAGAAAUUAAUAUUUCGACUUAGCAAAUUUCCCUCCUAUUGUUAAAACAUUCCUAUAGGUAUCGUGUCAAGUAUUGAAAUUGAAACAAUAAACGUACUUAGAGUAUUAGUGCAAUGUAACGUAUAACACCAUUUUUUUGUUGAUGUUGAAUAUAAGUUAUUUUUGCUAUUGGUGUCUACGCUUGUUUUUAAAGGAAUAAAUAUAACAAUGUUGAGAUGA